This is a messenger RNA of Camellia sinensis, 1263 nucleotides long. The record is from RefSeq and is a predicted model, not a curated record. NCBI's taxonomy places the organism in Eukaryota, Viridiplantae, Streptophyta, Magnoliopsida, Ericales, Theaceae.
UCACAUCACAUAUCCGCUGCUUGAUUUUUAGUCUUUGUUGACCUUCUCUCUCUCUCUCUCUCUCUCUCUCUCUCCCUCUAGAGUGGUAUAAGUUUGCUCUCUCUGAAGAAAUCUUCAGAAUUUGUGAUUUGUCAAUAAAAAUGGCAAGGACGCUCAUGAAUGCGGUCCAGUAUGACUCUUAUGGGGGAGGAGUUGCUGGUUUGAAGCAUGUCGAAAUUCCUGUUCCUGCUCUGAAAAAGGGUGAGAUUUUGCUAAAACUGGAAGCAGCAAGCUUAAAUCCAGUUGAUUGGAAAAUUCAAGAAGGCCUCAUGCCUCCUAAUUUAAUUCCUCGCAAACUUCCUUUCAUACCUGCAUCUGAUAUAGCAGGAGAAGUAGUGGAGGUUGGGACUGGAGUCACAAAAUUUAAAGUUGGUGACAAAGUUGUAUCCUAUCUUGGUUUUACUAGUGGAGGUGGACUAGCUGAGUUUGCUGUGGCUAGUGAGACAAUGACAGUUCCAAGGCCACCUGAGGUAUCAGCAGCAGAAGCCGCGGGCUUACCUAUCGCUGCUCUUACAGCUCACCAGGCCCUUACCCAACCGGCAGGGGUCAAGCUCGACGGAACUGGCCCCAAAAAAAAUAUUCUGAUCACGGCUGCAUCUGGCGGUGUCGGACACUACGCAGUUCAACUUGCAAAGCUUGGAAAUACGCACGUGACGGCCACUUGUGGAGCUCGCAACCUCAAUUUCGUGAAGAGCUUAGGUGCCGACGAGAUUAUUGACUACAAAACAGCCGAGGGACAAGCUCUGAAGAGCCCAUCGGACAAGAAAUAUGACGUUGUCGUCCAGUGUGCCACGGGCUUUCCUUGGUCGACUUUCGAGCCUUGUCUGAGCGAAAACGGGAUGGUAAUCGAUUUGACUCCCAGUCCGAGUGCCAUGAUGAACUUUGAAAUGCAGAAACUCACGUUCUCUAAGAAGCAGCUUGUGCCAAUGUAUUGCGUACCCACAGUUGAGAACCUUGAGUAUGUCGUGAAGUUGUUGAAGGAAGGGAAGCUUAAGACAGUGAUAGACUCAAAGUAUCCUGUGAGUAAGGCUGAAGAAGCUUGGGCUAAGAUCAUGGAUGGUCAUGCUACAGGGAAAAUCAUAGUGGAGUUCUAAGAUAUAAUAUAUGUAAUUAGUUUGGUUGUUUUGUUUUUGUUUAUGUCAUUAUAGAAGGGGGUAUGAAUGUGAUCUAUGUUUUAUACAUGAAUGAAUGUGUUGUGUACUGCAUUAAGUUAGUUAAGGUAUU